Messenger RNA from Drosophila nasuta, 387 nucleotides. RefSeq lists its product as uncharacterized. The coding region runs from base 1 to 387 and encodes 128 amino acids. Lineage: Eukaryota; Metazoa; Arthropoda; Insecta; Diptera; Drosophilidae. The record is from RefSeq and is a predicted model, not a curated record. The transcript has a single exon.
AUGAGAUCUUACACAAUCAUCCUGAGCUGUGCUAUCUUGGCCGCCUUCUUCGUCAGGAGCAGCGAUGCGGUCGCCUGUUCAACAACUAUCACCACCAACUGCACGGAUUGCUCGGAUGGUAACAACGCUACCAAUGACGAUUGUACCACAACAACAACAACCACAACUGAGGCAUCCGUUACCCUGAAACCCUCUCGCCGCAUGAUUGUUCGAGUUUCCAAUCUGAGAUAUACAAAUGUGAGACGUAUUCGUGUGAAUCGCAAUGGAUCUAGCUCGAGCACCAGCACUGGAACUGGAACUACUGGAACUUCAAGCACACGCAACAGUCGCAGAACAAAUCGCAAUCGCAGCUCAAAUCGCCGCAAUGUUCGUGUCCUCAGAGGUUAA